CGUCGACGCACUUCCGACAGCUUUCGCGAGCUCGGAAAUGAUGUAGCAACUGUUCAGACUUAUCGGAAGUUAUAAACGUGUAACAUUGUAUCUCGUAUUUUGUGUCAAUCACACUUUAAAGGUAUUAAACUUUUGCAGUUUUCAUCAAAUGGCUUAUCCAGGAUACGGCGGGUAUGGGGGACCGAUGCCAGGCAUGCCAGCUCAGGGGAUGCCACCGCAUGGAAUGCCGGGAGGGCCCAUGGGAGGUCCCAUGCCUGGGCACAUGGGUGGGCCAAUGGGAGGCGCACCACCCCAAGGAGGAUAUUCCCCCUACGGUGGAGGCUAUCCAGGCACGUAUGGUGCCCCAACACCAGCUGCCAAUGAUCCAAUGUGGGGAUGCUUUACAGCCAUAGCAGGCCAGGAUGGCGAGAUCGACGCAGAGGAGCUCCAGAGGUGUCUGACUCAGUCUGGUUUCACUGGCAGCUACACUCCUUUCAGCCUGGAGACGUGCAGGAUCAUGAUUGCAAUGCUUGAUAGGGACUUUACAGGCAAGAUGGGCUUCAGUGAGUUCAAGGAGCUGUUCACGGCUCUAAACAGCUGGAAGCAGAACUUCAUGAUGUUUGACCAGGACCGGAGUGGAACUGUUGAACCUCACGAGAUGACUCAGGCAAUCGGCGCGAUGGGCUACCGCAUCAGUCCUCAGGCUCUGAAUGCGAUGAUGAAGCGCUACAACAAAGGUGGAAGAAUCUUCUUUGACGACUACGUGGCCUGCUGCGUCAAACUGCGAGCUCUCACAGAGAACUUCAGGCGGAGAGAUACCAUGCAGCAGGGAUCUGUCACCUUCCAGUAUGAUGAUUUCAUCCUGUGCACCAUUGCCAUCUAAGUGCUGCUGUCUGUCCCACACCAGGAGGUCAGGGCAGUCAACGAACCAAUCAGUGGCCGAUUCUGGAACAGUGCCUCACAGGAAUGCAAAGGGAGGCCAGUAAAUUAGGCUGAGCGGCCACGAGCCACAACAUUUAAAGUACCCAUUGCUUGUAAUGCUUGCCAUAAUGCUUUAGACUUGUAUGUUACACAGGGAUGUGCUGAAGAUGCAUCAGGUGUACACACACACACACACACACACACAUGUAUACACAGUAUGUAUCCACAUUAGAGGGGAAUAUAAUACGUUUCUAUAAUAAAAUUCAGUAUCUUUAAACCUCUUUUUAAGAUUUCUGACUUUCAAAAUAAAAGACACAGACACCGUAGCGCAUUAGUGUCUGAACGAUUAGAAAAAUGCUAUAAUCACAGCAAAGCUUUACUCAUAGAGACUUCAAGGAUCAGAGGAAUGGAGAAUGUCAGUGGAACAAUUAGAAAUGAAUCUACCAGCUAGGUUUUAACUGGUUAGAAUAAUAAUCUCCAGGUCUCUCAUUUCGGAAUACGACAAGAGAACGGAUACUAAAAGGAUGUUCUGAUAUAUGGGAAACCUAUUGUGCCAUUAAUUCAUUAAUCUCUGAAUGUAUCGUCAAAUAUAGUAAAACCAUUUAUGUAGAACUUCAUAGUAAUGGCAGCGUCAUGGUUAAUGAAUGAAUGCUCAACGCAUUUACAGAUAACUUGAUGUUGAUUUGCUUUUACACUGAACUUCGGACAGCUCUGAACGUCUUAGCCAGUGCAUUUUCUCAUGCGCAUCAUCUGUGUUAAUGGUAUUUUAUAUGCAGGAAAUAUUGUGCACUUCUGUUUUAUAAAACUUACAUCUAGCCUAACUUCAUUAGAUUGUCGAUGCAUAUUAGCUUGAUGUUGAACUUGAUAAGAAGCCAAAGUGACUGUGAGCUGAUAUAAAUCCAAACUGACACCUGUUGUUAAUGAUACGGAGUUAUGAAAGUAUUGUCAUGUAAACAGCAGUAUGUUCGUAUGCCUACUUUUUGUUUCCAUGUUUCAGUACAAACACAGCCAGGUUUUUCACUUCAAGAUUGCAGUGAAAUCUGUGCCUACACACACCCAAUGUUGUAGGAAAUAUCAUUUUGUUACUCAUAAUAAACACUUUUCAAUCAUA
Messenger RNA from Xiphias gladius (swordfish), 2011 nucleotides. It is a transcript of the gene gca, whose product is annotated as grancalcin. The transcript has 8 exons. Bases 149 to 862 code for a protein of 237 amino acids. NCBI's taxonomy places the organism in Eukaryota, Metazoa, Chordata, Actinopteri, Istiophoriformes, Xiphiidae. The record is from RefSeq and is a predicted model, not a curated record. Gene Ontology annotation, molecular function: calcium ion binding.